Molecule: messenger RNA, 6104 nt
Organism: Trichosurus vulpecula (common brushtail)
Lineage: Eukaryota; Metazoa; Chordata; Mammalia; Diprotodontia; Phalangeridae
Gene: AP3D1
Product: adaptor related protein complex 3 subunit delta 1
Exons: 32
Coding region: 304-3933 (1209 amino acids)
Biological process (GO): anterograde synaptic vesicle transport; synaptic vesicle budding from endosome; neurotransmitter receptor transport, postsynaptic endosome to lysosome
Cellular component (GO): presynaptic endosome; endosome membrane; terminal bouton
Source: RefSeq, a predicted model, not a curated record
GACCGCGCCGCCAUCUUGUCCGCCAUUUGCAAUCUGACUGGAGCGGGAGCACUGAGGGAAGAAGCCAGCAGGCAGCCAGCCGGCGCCGGUCCCGCCGCCGCCGCCGCCGCCCGCCCUGUGCUGCCUUUGCCUGGGAUGUGACGGCCUCUGGCCCGGCCCCCUGCCCUUCCUCCCUCCCUCGCUUCGGAGCGCCCCCGGCGGCAGGCCCAGCCCGGCGACCCCCGCCCGUCAGCGCGCUCCCUCCUCCCCGGCGCCCCCCACCCCAGCCCGGGUCCGGCUCCGGCCGCAGCCGCCGCCGCCGCGAUGGCGCUGAAGAUGGUGAAGGGCAGCAUCGACCGCAUGUUCGACAAGAACCUGCAGGACCUCGUCCGCGGCAUCCGGAACCACAAGGAGGACGAGGCCAAAUACAUAUCUCAGUGUAUUGAUGAGAUCAAACAAGAAUUGAAGCAAGACAACAUUGCAGUAAAAGCAAAUGCAGUCUGCAAGCUUACCUACUUACAGAUGUUGGGAUAUGACAUCAGCUGGGCUGCUUUCAACAUUAUUGAAGUAAUGAGUGCUUCAAAGUUUACAUUUAAGCGAGUUGGUUAUCUAGCUGCUUCUCAGUGCUUUCAUGAAGGAACUGAUGUAAUUAUGCUGACUACCAAUCAAAUUCGAAAGGACCUGAGUAGCCCCAACCAGUAUGAUACUGGAGUUGCACUGACCGGUUUGUCCUGUUUUGUUACUCCAGAUCUUGCCAGAGAUUUGGCAAAUGACAUCAUGACUCUGAUGUCACACACGAAGCCUUACAUCAGGAAGAAGGCCGUGCUAAUCAUGUAUAAAGUGUUCUUGAAGUACCCAGAGUCCCUCCGCCCUGCCUUCCCUCGUCUAAAAGAAAAGCUUGAGGAUCCUGACCCUGGUGUGCAGUCUGCAGCGGUGAAUGUCAUCUGUGAACUGGCCAGACGAAAUCCCAAAAACUACCUGUCCCUUGCUCCACUAUUUUUUAAGUUGAUGACUUCUUCCACUAAUAAUUGGGUCCUCAUUAAGAUUAUCAAAUUGUUUGGUGCUCUUACUCCCUUAGAACCAAGGCUGGGAAAAAAACUGAUUGAACCCCUCACCAACCUAAUACAUAGCACUUCUGCCAUGUCUCUUCUCUAUGAAUGUGUGAACACAGUGAUAGCAGUUUUGAUUUCUCUGUCUUCCGGAAUGCCCAAUCACAGUGCCAGCAUCCAGCUUUGUGUUCAGAAAUUAAGAAUAUUAAUAGAAGAUUCAGACCAAAAUUUAAAGUAUUUGGGAUUGCUUGCUAUGUCCAAAAUCCUGAAAACUCAUCCUAAGUCUGUUCAGUCCCAUAAGGAUCUCAUUCUCCAGUGUUUGGAUGACAAGGACGAAUCUAUUCGGCUUAGAGCAUUAGAUCUUCUUUAUGGAAUGGUAUCAAAGAAGAACCUAAUGGAGAUUGUGAAGAAACUGAUGAUUCAUGUGGACAAAGCAGAAGGGACAACUUACAGGGAUGAGCUGCUGACCAAAAUCAUCGACAUAUGUAGUCAAGCCAACUACCAGUAUAUCACCAACUUUGAAUGGUACAUAAGCAUUCUGGUAGAGCUUACCCGUUUGGAAGGAACGCGGCACGGUCACCUCAUUGCUGCCCAGAUGCUGGAUGUCGCCAUCCGAGUCAAAGCCAUUCGAAAAUUUGCUGUUUCCCAAAUGGCCAUGCUUUUGGACAAUGCUCACUUGAUAGCCAGUAACACCCAAAGGAAUGGAAUCUGUGAAGUGCUUUAUGCAGCAGCUUGGAUCUGUGGAGAAUUCUCUGAACACCUUCAGGAGCCUCAUCAGACUCUAGAAGCCAUGCUGAGACCUAAAGUCACCACUUUACCUGGUCACAUCCAAGCAGUAUAUGUGCAGAAUAUGGUGAAAUUAUAUGCAUCAAUUUUGCAGCAGAAGGAGCAAAGUGAGGAAAAGGAAGCAGCUCAGGAGAUCACCCAGCUGAUGAUUGACCGGCUUCCUCAGUUUGUACAGAGUGCUGAUCUGGAAGUGCAAGAGAGGGCAUCUUGCAUCUUGCAAUUGAUUAAGUAUAUUCAGAAACUACAAACAAAGGAAGUACCAGUGGCAGAAGAAGUGAUUGCCCUGUUUGCUGGGGAAUUGAACCCUGUGGCUCCCAAAGCACAGAAAAAAGUUCCUGUCCCAGAGGGUCUGGACCUCGAUGCAUGGAUCAAUGAACCUCCUUCAGAUAGUGACUCUGAAGAUGAAAAACCCAAAACCAUUUUCCAUGAUGAAGAACAAAGACAUUCUAAGCAUCGGCAACCUGAGAUUGAUGAAGAGGAGUUGGCUAGGCGUCGGGAAGCACGGAAACAGGAACAGGCCAACAAUCCAUUUUAUAUCAAAAGUUCUCCCUCACCUCAAAAGCGGUAUCAGGACACACCUGGUGUUGAGCACAUACCUGUGGUCCAGAUUGAUCUCUCAGUUCCCUUGAAGGUUCCAGGUAUUCCUAUGUCAGACCAGUACGUGAAGCUUGAAGAAGAACGGAGACAUAAACAAAAACUUGAGAAAGACAAGAAAAAGAAAAAGCAGAAAAAGGAAAAGAAAGGCAAGCAUCGGCGGCAUAACUCACUUCAUACAGAAAGUGAUGAAGACAUAGCCCCUGCACAGCAAGUGGAUAUCAUCACUGAGGAGAUGCCUGAGAAUGCACUUCCAAGUGAUGAAGAUGACAAAGAUCCCAAUGAUCCCUAUAAGGCCCUGGACAUAGAUUUGGAUAAGCCCUUAGCAGAUAGUGAAAAACUACCAGUCCAAAGACAUAGAAAUGCAGAGACCCCAAAAUCCCCUGAAAAAGAAGAAAUUCCUGUGAUAGAAAAGAAGAGCAAAAAACCCAAAAAGAAAGAGAAGAAACACAAAGAAAAAGAGAGAGAAAAAGAAAAGAAAAAAGAGAAAGAAAAAGAGAAAAAGGGGGAAGACUUGGACUUCUGGCUUUCUGCUGUUCCACCAGCUGCCUCCACAGCACAAUCACCUAAUGAACCCAGUGUAAAUACAGUUAUGGCUGUGCCUGAAGACUAUGAGGAACCUAAGAAAGAAGAGAGAGAAGAUGAAGAGGAUGAUGAAGAAAAGAAAUCCUCCAAACAUAAGAAGAAAAAGCAUAAGAAGGAAAAGGAAGAGAAGUCCAGGGACAAAAAGAAAUCCAAAAAGAAGAAGCAUCCAAGUGAAGAUGAGCAAGUAGAGGCCAUACAAAAUGGCACCCUUGAUGAUGAGCCCCUCCCGCCUAUGUCCAGUUACUGCCUUCUAGCUGAAAAUUCUUUCAUUAAAAUGACGUAUGACAUUCAAGGCAAUCUUCAGAAGGAUAGUCAAGUGACUGUGUCUGUGAUUUUUGAAAACAAGAGUGAUAGCUUCCUGAAAAGCAUGGAACUAAAUGUGCUGGAUUCACUGAACACAAAAAUGUCUCGGCCAGAAGGCACCUCAGUGCAUGAUGGAGUCCCUGUGCCUUUCCAGCUGCCCCCUGGAAUCUCUAAUGAAGCCCAGUUUGUGUUUACUGUUCAGAGCAUCAUCAUGGCACAGAAGCUAAAAGGGACGCUGUCCUUUAUAGUCAAAAAUGACGAAGGCUCCACCCAUGAAAAGCUAGAUUUCAAAUUACACUUCAGCUGCACCUCAUACUUGAUCACCACGCCUUGCUAUAGUGAUGCUUUUGCCAAGUUGCUGGAGUCCGGUGAGCUGAGCAUGAAUUCCAUAAAAGUCGAUGGAAUUAGCAUUUCUUUCCAACACCUGCUGGCAAAGAUUUGUUUUCACCAUCACUUUUCAGUUGUGGAACGAGUUGAUUCCUGCGCCUCCAUGUACAGCCGUUCUAUCCAAGGACAUCACGUCUGUCUGCUUGUGAAGAAGGGAGAGAAUUCCGUAUCUGUGGAUGGGAAAUGCAGCGACCCCACCCUACUCAGCAAUUUGUUAGAUGAGAUGAGAGAAACCUUGGCCAAGUGUUGAAUGGCCCCUUAUGCCCGCCUCUGCAGAAGACGCACCAAGGACAGCUUUCAAGUGUUACAUUUCUCCCUUGUCCGCAUGUACUAGACUGGGCACAUGCUUUUAAUUUAAUGUCACAGUCACCUGCAGUUUAGACAUCCCAAGGCUGUAGGUUACAUUGGUUUCUUUUAUUUUAAAAUUUUUUUCACUUUGAACCUUUUUACCAGCUGUAGCAAUAACCCUUUCCAGCCUCAAAACCUUCUGAAGUCCAAGACUGCCCAGAGUCUCUGUAUCCAGCUGUUUCCGAUACUCUAGUUGUAUCCCUCCCCCAUCCUGAUUUUGGGUGCUAGAACCCCUGACUAGCCACAGGCAGGCCCCGAUGGCGUAGCUGUGUCUGUCAGUUCUUAGGGGAACCUGAGACAAGUUUGCAGAACUUCCCUUCAGGGCAGUGAGGAGCAUGGAUGUAACCAGCUAGUGUGCAGGCCAGAUUCUCCCUGAACCCUUUGCUGUACACACAUUUGAUUUUGACUUUUGAGUAAUUGGAGGAUGGGGUAGGGGGUGGGGUGGAGAGGGAGGAGACAGGUUGUGGAGGAGGUGUAAGGAGAGAGUUCAGCUGACUUGGACUUCUACUUUGGAACAAAGCCCAGGGGCUGAAAAGAGUUAAAUUCCUUUUUUCCCCAUCCCUUGUUCAUCUCAAAAUCUGCAUAAUUAUAUAUCCCCUUCUAGUGAUUUCUUGCUGAUGUGCUACUGUAAAAUCCACCAAAAUCUCACAUCAUUGAAAAGAUAGAAUGUAGCAAAGGAACUGAAAGUCCAAAGGGAUAUGUGCGUGUGGGUGUGGAUGUGGAGGUGUGUCUAUGUCUGGGUGUGGAUGUGGAUAUGGAGGUGUGUCUAUGUUUAUAUGUGGGUGUGGAUGUGGAUGUGGAGGUGUGUCUGUCUGGGUGUGGGCGUUUCUGUGUCCUUGACUGGAAAAGCUCUUUGGCUUGUCACAUGAAGUUGACAAGUACUAUUUUAACCUUCAACCCCAGCCCACCCCUGCCCUUGAAGUUUUCAUUUGCCCCCAAACAAAGUGCAUAAAAGAUGUAAUGGCAGAUCACUUUCCCCUUGUUCCUUAUAAACUUUGUCACAGUGCUCCUCAGAGAGUGGCUCUCCGAAAUUUUGACUGUUGCUGAGGGGAACUGCUUGGGGAGGAAGGGGCUUAGCUGUGGGUUUAGAGUACACCACUACAGAGACAGGAGGGCUGGUGGUGGUACUGCUGGUGACGAUGGGAAGUAAUCAAAUCGAAUCAUAGAUGGCAAAAAGGGAUUGAUCUUGCUCUGGACGACCAACCCCUUCGUACUUUGUUGAGUCUUGUUUCAGGGGAGGGGGUGGAAUUUUGAGACUAUGCCAAUUUUAGGAGUGUAAUUUAGAGCCCCUUCCACUCAUCUCACUACUGGAACUGUGGUUUUCAACAUGGUGCAACUACAGCUGUCAGAAGGGUGUCCAGAAAGACGAGAAAGGGACAAACUCAGGUUGUUUGCACUUAAAGGUUCUUGGUAAUACUUGAAAUGCCAUUCCAGAGGCCUAAAGGUAUUACCAGCCACCCUCCAGGUGGAAAUUGUGAGGCCAGUAGGCCCAUGUAGUAUCCUCCCCAAGGCAGGUAGGUGCUGGGAAGGAAGCCCAGGGCCUCUUCAUAGGCCUCCUUAGUGUGUGCAAGAUGAAGGAAGCCCUGGGUUUCUCUGCAAUAAGCUCCUGGCAUGAAGUGACCUGUCUGCAAGGAGCCCUUCCUUAGCAGCAUCGAUGAGGUGAUCAUUGGGAUCCAAGAAGCAUUAUUUGUUGUCUGAUUGCACUUGUCUAUACCACAGAUUGGUGGGCAGUGGUUCAGGUUGGCUGGUAAAGUGUCAUUUUGGUUUGAGACGACCAGCUUGUGUUAAAAGACUGAACAUAUUGAAAACUGUCGUCAGAGAUAAUGGUCCUUAAUGAAUGGAAAUUCACAUUUUCUUUUUCAUGGAUAAAAACUGUCACUUUAGCAUGUAGAGUAUUCUCUAUUACAGAAUCCUGUGCAGUGAUUCUAGAAUUCUGAGACUGUAUGAUGUGUUAUAUUAAAGAAUUUAUUUGCUAUCAACAUUCCCUUACAAAGAAAAGAAAAACAUACCACAAGCUGCUGUAAUGAUUUUGUGUCAAGAUGAUCCAAUAAAAUUUCAAAACAGAAGUUUAAA